AUGUCGUCGCUACGGCCGCUAAUCUUGCAAAGACUCACGAUGAAGACGACUCCUCUACAUUUGCGCCCUCGUCCUCGGAGUGUUCCCCAGACACCUCUACCAUCUCGUGCUCGAGCCUUUACUUCCAUACCGGGUAUACCAACACCCGAAGAAGAAGACGAUGGCGGCAAGGGCAAGAAGCCCGAAGAUGAAGAGAGCAGAUGGAAACCAAUCUUCUGGAAGUCCCUCGAGUCGACAUUCACUACACUCGCAUCACUUGCCGCUAUGUCCAAGAGCGAAGACGGGCAUCGAGAACAUUGGAUUCUUCGCGAGGAGCAGACCAAGCUCGAUGCUAUUGUUCGUGGUGAACUCAAAGGGCAAUACUAUCUUAUAGUAGGCGAGAAAGGAACUGGAAAAAGCUCCAUGCUUAUCGACGCCAUGGCAAAGAUUGAGGGUGAAGGUGUUGCGAUGUUCGACGCGCAUUCUGAUCUCGAGAUCUUCCGCGUACGCCUAGGAAAAGCCCUCGAUUUCGAGUAUCACGAAGACAACAUUGGAUCUCUCUUCUCAAUCCGUGGCCCGCGCGAUGCUUCCGCCUUGCUCGACAUUGAGAGAGCAUUCAACAAACUGGAAAAAGUGGCAUUGCGCAGGAGAGCAACUGUUGGACGACCACUUAUCAUGAUCAUUAACAACAUGCACUUGUUGCGAGAUGAUGAGGAUGGGCGUGAUCUUCUCGAGCUACUCCAGCAAAGAGCUGAACAAUGGGCUGCCAGUAAUCUGGCCACUAUAAUCUUCAACAGUGACGACUACUGGGUCUACGAAAGACUGAAGCAGUUGGCAACACGUAUGGUGGUGAUGCCAGUCCCCGACCUGCCUCGGGAUAAAGCCAUGAUGGCAUUAUCCAACUACCGGGCAAGAUACCAUAGUAAACAACCUCUAGAUUCCGAAAUCCUAGAACAGGUCUAUCAGAAAGUGGGAGGUAGGCUUGCCUUUCUCAAUCGCGUCGCAAAAUCCCACGACAUGCUUCAGACCUGUGAAGACAUCUGUCGUGCAGAAAAGACUUGGCUUCUGUCACAGACUUGGAUUCUUGGUGAAGAGAUGGACGACGAUGUAAUGGACCAACAGAAAUAUGCUGUGACUGCAAUGGUUCUAGCAAAAGCUCUGGUAGACAAGGAGAAGGAGGAUAAUCUCGAGUACGACCUUGAAAAGGGUCAUAUGCUCCCUCAAAUCCCCUUGCACAAAGCAAGGCAGAUCAUGACGCGAGCCGACUUCAUCCAAAGCUACGAUGCCAUCAAUAUCUUCACCAUUGACAGUAGGGCUAUGAGUAUCGAACUACAAGGCAGACAGAACUACGAAAGAACGUUUGAGCUACACCAAGGAGUCACAGAUGGGUUCUCAUUAUUGUUGCAGAGGACGAGCUCCACAGACUCUGAGGAAGCUACACUACGAAAGGGAGCUUCAUCGCUCCUUAGCAUGUGCUUACGGAGAGUACCGGACUACAUUCGGGCGGAAGAAGACUGGCGCAAAAGUAUCGACGAAGACGACGACACAGACGUCUCUGCUGAGGUCUAUGAGGAACUAGAGGAUCUCGGCUCGAUUCAAGGACGUGGAUGGUCAGGUUUGCGCGAAGUUGUAAUUGCACAUGGUGUCAGUCUUGUCCAUGAGAUUAUCAGAGACAAGCUUGUAGCAACAGAGACCAGGGCAGAACUUGCAAGAAUACCUGCCAAAUACGGUCUGCACAAAAUGUCGGAAGAUCUGCUCCUUGCUUACGCCCAAUCAUUGCCUCUCAAACGCCCGCUUGGUGUGGACUCUCGUCUCUUCAACGGGUGUAUUUCAAGCCUGACGGUGAUACAACCAGCCAACGCCAAGAAUGAGACGUUCGUUCGCCUUCUUGAUGCGCUAUUUUCUUCUGGUCGCCUGAAGAUAUCAUGGUUGGCGACCCGGGAUAUGGCCAGCCUAUCAAGUGGCAUGAUUAGAGCGCUAGCUUCACAAUCUGGUAAUCUUGGUUAUAUCCUGCAUUUCCUCCAGGGUCGCAUCUCUCAGAUCUCAAGAGCAGAACUGGUACAGAAAGACGUAAAAGAACAGGGGCCAGAGGGUAACCUGGAUGUUUGGCUGAGACUAGAGAAGUCGCUCAGCAAUACCACAGUCAGCAUCAUUACUGUGCUCACAGCGAUCGUCCUGAUAGAGCGCAACACACACGAUCCCAAUGACAUCUCGGAAAGAUGCACCGCUGCCGAAUCUCUCCUCGCACGCCUCUCAAUCAUUUGGGCAGUGGAGAGUUCAUUGCUCUCUGCUAAGACCUUUGCCACACAAAGGAGCAGGCACUUCCUCGACGACGUUGAAGCUGCCAUGGCACAACAUAAGCCUCUGAGUGACCAGACCACAGCCAUUGCCUCGCACUCCAUAGAUGCCCAUGUUGCAGAACAAGGGCUACGAUGGGAAGAAGGUCUCUGUGAGUGGAUUGUCGCAUCACCGUUACGCAUAAGGAAGGCCCGAAAUGUGCCUGCUAUGGCGACCAGGAGCCGAUCAAAUUCAUCUUCUGAUCAAGACAAUGACCUGGACGACAGCGGCUACCUCAGUGAGGUCAAGGAAACACCGACACUUCAACGCAAGGUCGUUAACAUAUCGACCAUGCUAGCGUCACCGGAUGUGCUAGGUUUUGAUUCUGAGAUGCCCUACUACCCCGGAAUUGAUUUCGAGGCACACAGAGCUACAAUCAUGUCACAAGGUGCAUCUCCUGCUAGGCAGUCUCCAAAGUCUCUUGCUCCCCAGAGCAGAGCGCCAGAUGCAGUCCAAACUGUUGCCAUACCUCUGAAGACCAGUGGUGAGAUUACCGAAAAGACAUUGGAGAUAGUGGAAAGGCCAGCAAAGAGGAGAAAAGGCCAGGCCACGAUGGAACAAAAAACCAAAGUCGCAUCCACGGUUCUGGAAACAGCCAAGCAACCAUCUCGAUUCGCAGAACAAGACUGUAUCCAGGAGGAAAGAUUCGAAUCGUUCGAGAGCGAGAUUGAUGAGCUGGCCAUGAGUUGCUCCAAACCAAGGCAGAAGGUACCAAUUGCCAGGAAAGCGGUGCCACCGAAAUCCCUCAGCAGGACCUCCCUUCCAAGCAAACGAGCCAGCGAUCAGGUUGUAGAUAUCAGUGAUGAUGAGUUGGGCUUUUGA
Molecule: messenger RNA, 3138 nt
Organism: Aureobasidium uvarum
Lineage: Eukaryota; Fungi; Ascomycota; Dothideomycetes; Dothideales; Saccotheciaceae
Source: the annotation of a GenBank genome assembly